CAGAAGUAAUAUUUUCGUUCAUCUUCCCGCGGUAUUACGUGAAGGAAUUCAGUGGAUGGAGGAAUUUAAGGAAUUCAGGUGUGGUUGUGGUAACACUGAAAGCGUCGUUAACGCUCGUCGAUUGUUUACUGUUUUGCUGUGUCUUGAUAGAUUCCUCCGGAGCCCGGAAUCUCAUCUGAAAGUCACGAAGUAAGCGUAUAUUAUUAUAUGACCUAAGUGUUUAUUCAGGUUUGAUUUUUUAUUGUUUGGUAUGUCUGACAUUAUCUCAGUGCGGGAAAAUGGUCCUCUUUAAUGAAAAUUGAAUUUUUCAUCCAAUAUUUGGAAAAACUUGUGAACAUGUCGGAAGUGCGAAAGAGACAUUUGGAUGUCACCGACACCUCUGACAAAACGAACGAAACUGAAAGCGAUCAGAAGGAAGAUAUCGAUUCAGAAGAUGACAAAACCCCCGAAGAAAAGUAUGUUGAUGAGAUUGCCAAAGCAAUUCCCCAAGGAACUGAUAAAACUCCUGAAGUUUUAGACACAGCUUUGAAAGGCUUCUCCGCAAGAUGGCGAAACUGGAUAAUACGUGGUAUUUUCACAUGGUUAAUGAUUGGUGGAUUUGGAUUAUUAAUUUAUGGUGGGCCUUUAGCUCUAAUGGUUACAACUCUUGUUGUUCAAGUCAAGUGUUUUGAAGAGAUUAUAAAUAUUGGCUAUGCUGUUUAUCGGAUUCAUGGUUUACCAUAUUUUCGAUCUUUGUCGUGGUAUUUUCUUAUUGCAUCCAAUUAUUUCUUCUAUGGAGAAAGUCUUGUUGAUUACUUCGGUGUUGUCAUUAGCCGUACGGAUUAUCUUCGUGUACUGAUCACGUAUCACCGAUUUAUAUCAUUCUGCCUGUAUUUGGUGGGUUUUAUUUGGUUUGUACUUUCUCUGGUCAAAAAGUACUACAUGAAGCAGUUUUCUCUGUUUGCUUGGACACAUGUAGCUCUCUUGAUUGUGGUUACUCAGAGCUACCUUAUUAUACAGAAUAUCUUUGAGGGACUUAUUUGGUUUAUUGUUCCAGUUUCAAUGAUAGUUUGCAAUGAUGUCAUGGCGUAUGUGUUUGGCUUUUUCUUUGGCCGAACUCCUCUUAUACAGCUGUCACCAAAGAAAACCUGGGAAGGUUUUGUUGGAGGAGGAAUAUCAACAGUUAUUUUUGGAUUGAUGAUAUCCUACUUAAUGUGUCAAUAUCGCUAUUUUGUUUGCCCAAUUGAAUACAGCGAAACACUUGGUCAGAUGACCAUGGAAUGUGAACCUUCUCAGCUGUUUCGACCACAAGAGUACACAUUGCCUGAAUCUCUUUCAGGCCUUCUCCAAUUGUUGGGAAUGAAAAGCACAGUUACUUUGUAUCCAUUCCUCCUGCAUUCACUAUCUAUGUCCAUCUUCAGCUCAGUUAUUGGACCGUUUGGAGGAUUUUUUGCUAGUGGCUUUAAACGUGCUUUCAAGAUAAAGGAUUUUGGAGACGUAAUUCCUGGUCAUGGUGGAAUUAUGGAUAGAUUUGAUUGCCAGUACCUGAUGGCUACAUUUGUUAAUGUAUACAUUUCAAGCUUUAUUCACACAGCAUCUCCCCAGAAAUUGCUGCAGCAGGUAUUCAGCUUGAAACCAGAACAGCAGUUACAGUUGUUUCACACCCUAAAGGAUACACUAGAAAAUCGCGGUAUUUUAAACCUUACUUAAGUGUUUCAUGAAAUAUUUGGGUAUUAAUCACCACAUUAUUGGAUUUUCUCAUGCAUUGCAAUCUCUUUUGUAUAGAGUAUGAUUCAUUUUAUGUUAGCACUUUGUGUAAUCCAUUUGUGGUUUCUCAAAAAAAUAUGUCCUCCAUUUUGAUACUAAUUAUUUAUCAAAAAAAUUUGCUACGAUGUCAGUCUCAUUUUUAAUCACCCUCUCAGGUGUCACUAAUUUUUAUUAUUUUUUGUGUGCAAGGCAUACAAAAAUAUCUAGUAUUGUGUUUGUUCUUAUCUUAAAUGUAUUUAUUAAAUGUGGUUGAGUGACUGACAAAUCUUUCAUUCUCUGUUGGACAUUGCAUUUUAAUCUUCAGCAUAAACAAUUUUUUUUUUCUGAAGUUUAAUGAAUAGCUUGUAGAAUGAAGUCCAUUUCAGGAUAAACAUGGUGAUAUGCAAUUUUGUGGUUUACAUUUAAUUAGGAUGGUUGUGACAUUUUAUUAGAGCUAUGUCAUUUGGUUACUAUGUGUUUAAUUAUUUUCUCACCGCACAUGUCUGAAUUUGUAUUUUUUUAUUAUAUGAACUAAUGUUUCCACACUCCAGGUUUCACAAUUGACAUUAUUUGUUCCCGAUAACAUUUUUAUAAUUCCCUGCAAUUGAAUUAUAGGGGCUGCACAUUUCAUCUAGUGUAAAAUGUUGGAUGUUCUGUAGCAUAAAAAUCAUAAUGUAUUAAUUUGUGGUGAAAUUCAAUGGUCCAUAUAUAUCCCAUUGAAAAGUAUAAAUAGUAUUCCUAUGAAAAUAGGAUAUACCAACAUAUGUUGCAAAUUUGCUAAGUAAGUUUUAAAAACUUGAAUGUGCUAUUUAAGUGAACAAUAUGGUCUAAGUAGAAAUCUCUGUGGACCGUAUUCUCAAAAUAUUAGAAUGGUAAUUUCUAUUUUGGAAAGUCCAAUUUAGAAUGCUUCAUACUUUCAGCAUUCCCCUGCAGUGAUUUCAAUGUCAGUAUUCUGAAAGAAAUGUCUUACUAAUCCAAAUAAUUGAUUGUAUUGUUAUUUAUAAAGUAAUAUAUAUAUAUAUUUGAAAUGCAUUCAAACGUAAUGCAUUUGUAUUGUGUUAUUUGUGUAUUUUUUCUGUGUAAUCUGUCCUAAGUCCAAUAUCUGUGCAAUAGAAAAAUAGUAUAUUAUGUCAAAGGUUAAAGCCAAUAAUGUAUUUUUAAUGUGUUUCAAUAGUAAACUACAUGUGGUGUAUGUAGCUUUGAGUCCUCUAUGUUGUAUUGUGUGGAAAAGAUGUGGAAACACAGUCUUGUCUGAGAAACUGCUAUGAUUUAAGUGUAAUGCCAAAAGAAAAUUUAGAGUAGAAAACUAAUUUCCUGUUGGUUGUGCUAUAAAAAUCUUCUCAAAUAAUGUUGUAUUUAUUUUGACAUUCUUCUAGGAAAUAUUUAUAUAAAGACAAGAGGCUUUACGCAUUGCCUUUCAUUGAUCAUUUAAUAUAAUGGCAGAUCUAUCUGCUUGCUAUUAUGGUUGCAAGUUAAAAACAUUGAUUUCAAAACUUUUUGACAUGCUACUUUUUAUAUCUGUUCUCUCUGUCCCUCUCAUUCCUAAUUUCAAAACAAAGCAUAAUAUAACGAAGAAACUAAUAAAAUGUGGAAGGAACAGUUUUAACGGAAUCACUUGUAAAACUGUCAUGGUUACUGUUACACUUUUGAGAGAGAAAAAAUAGUAUAUUAUAGAAUCCUUUAUUAAUUGCAUUAUUACCUGCAACUGGGUUUGUGAUAUAAAUUGUAUAGUCACCGGACAAAAUGUCUUUGAUUGUAUUCCUGAAUGGGACAAAAAUCUGGAAAUGUCGCAGUAUUCCAUUGAUUUAGUGUGAAAUGGAAGGUAUUUAUAUGUUAGUAAAAAAUAUUUUUUAUUUGCUGGUGUUUAUUCAUAAAAAUUGUGUAUGAUGCUUCUCGGCAUGUACUUAAUAUUUUCACAAGUACAUUUCAAUCUUUUAUGAUUAUGCUGAAUGACUGCAUAAAUUUUUAUUUGCAAUCCGAUUUUCUCAUCGUGGGUCUGUUGUGUGAGAGAGGAUUGUUUAACAAUUAAUAUCAGAGGCAAUUCUGUGUCAUUAAUAAUCCAGAAAUUUUUCAUCCCAUUUUUACAUGAUGACUGUUACAUAAAAGAAAACUGUCAUAUAUGUAUCUCAAUAUUAUUUUGUGAAAAUAUAGAAUUUUACGUUCAAUUUGUAUUUGUUGUAAGUAGAUUUGUGUUCAGUAACUUACAAAUAUUGUUAAUUUGUAAAUUACAAAUAUUGUUUAUAAACUUGUGCAUUUGAUGUAAGGAGUCAGAUAAAUUUUUGUUUUGUAAAUCACAUCCACAGGGUAUGAAAGGUCUGCACUGUUAUUUGCCAAUAUGUUUAAGGUUUUUACAAUUAUACCCAAUAUUAUGGUUCUUCAUGAACUUUAAUCCCAAACUUUGAACAUCAGAGCUCCAGAAAGUUUAUUCUGCCCAUUUCAUGUAAAUGGCAGCUGAGUGAAAAUUGUUUCUAAUGUUUGAGGAACUCAUUUCACAUAAAGUAUGUAAUUAAAAGUUAUUCCAGCAGGAGAUCUAAUAUAAAUAUAUGUUUGUGUCAUAUAUAUAUGUCUUCAUUGUAUAUAUAAUCUUGAGUGAAAUAUGUAAAUGUUGAUAAUUGAUAUUCUUUAUUGUUUUGUUGCUUUGUUAAAAACCAGUGUGUUUCUAAGGAGAGAAAAAUAGUUAAUGAAUUGAAGAACAAUUACAAUCAGUGUUUUAAUUUAUGAAUAUAUUGUUACUUUGAGAAAAUUGUUAUAUACCUCACAGUAUCUAUAUAAUAAAAAGACUGUAG
This is a messenger RNA of Gryllus bimaculatus (two-spotted cricket), 4511 nucleotides long. Lineage: Eukaryota; Metazoa; Arthropoda; Insecta; Orthoptera; Gryllidae. The record is from the annotation of a GenBank genome assembly.